Molecule: messenger RNA, 459 nt
Organism: Phasianus colchicus (ring-necked pheasant)
Lineage: Eukaryota; Metazoa; Chordata; Aves; Galliformes; Phasianidae
Source: RefSeq, a predicted model, not a curated record
GCUGAGGCCCCGCCCCCUUCCCACCGCGAGGCCCCGCCCCCCCUUCCGCCGCCGCCCCUCCGUCCGCCGCCGCCGCCGCCAUGAGCGGGUGGGCGCCGUACGUGGACAGCCUGAUGGCGGACGGGACCUGCCAAGACGCCGCCAUCGUGGGUUACAAAGAUACCCCAGCCGUUUGGGCCGCCACGCCCGGGAAGACGUUCGCUAACAUCACGCCCGCCGAGGUGAACGCGUUGGUGUCUCCGGAGCGCGGAGCUCUGCUGGUGAACGGGCUGACGUUGGGAGGGCAGAAGUGCUCCGUCAUCCGGGAUUCUCUGCUGGUGGAUGGGGAACACACCAUGGAUCUGCGGACCAAAAGCACCGCCGGGGCGCCCACCUACAACAUCACCGCCACCAUCACCAACAAGAGUGAGUCCUGGACCCCCCUAUAACCCCCCCUCCUCCCCCAGGACCAGCAAGAGU